GCCGGCAUAGCGGCUUCACAGUGAAAAUGGUGGCCGCGGCGUGCGGGCGAAAGUUGGCGCGGCGCUCGAAAUCUGCCGUGAUCGUGGCACUCACUGUGCUGUUCGUGCAGACUCUGCUGGUGUGGAAUUUUAGCAGCUUGGACGGCGAGGAGAAAGGCGGCGAAGACAAGAAACAGAGAUCCCGGCACGUCCGAGAGGCACCCAGGAAAGGGUUCCCCUUUCCUGGCCAAGGGCUGGACGUGCUUCUUUCUCACAAGCCGAAGGAGAAAAACCGGGUCGACAGCAACAAUGAAAACUCGGUCCCAAAAGACUUUGAAAAUAUUGAUAACAGUAAUUUUGGAUCAAGAACACAGAGGCAGAAGCUGCAGUCAGAUGGUAAAAGUAAAGCUGCUGUUGUGCAGAAGGCCAAGUAUGAGCAGCAGGGCAAAGUCAAGGACCAUUCUCUGUUGGGUAAGAACACCAAUGAAGUCCUUCCCCUGGGAAACCAUAAGGCCAAAAAUGCCAGCAAUGCCCAGCUGAGCUACAAGACCGUGAGCCACUAUAAGGGAGGGGCGAUUGGAAAAACUUCUCAUGAGCUGCACUAUGAACAGGCCCCGAGAUGUGAAAUAACUGGUAAGGAAGCGUUGUCGGCCCUCUCCAGGGCUAAAAGCAAGUAUUGCCGCCAGGAAAUUGCUGAGCUCUACUGUCUUCAUAAAGAUGGAAAGUUAAUGCCGGAAAAGGUACCACGCUUGUGUCCAUUGGAGGGUAAAGCAACCAAUACCAUUCAGCCAGAGGAUGAAUCCUUGGACUCUCCGCCUCCAAACCCUGUCAGAAUUGCCUUUGUUUUGGUCGUACAUGGCAGAGCGUCACGUCAGCUGCAGCGCAUGUUCAAGGCCAUUUAUCACAAGGAUCACUACUACUACAUACACGUGGACAAGCGAUCCAACUAUCUCCAUCGGCAAGUAUUACAGUUUGCAAGCCAGUAUCCAAAUGUGCGCGUCACACCGUGGCGGAUGGCCACCAUCUGGGGAGGAGCAAGCUUGCUGACUAUGUACCUGCAGAGCAUGCGGGAUCUUCUGGAGAUGAAGGACUGGUCCUGGGAUUUCUUCAUCAACUUGAGUGCUGCUGACUACCCCAUCAGAACUAAUGAUCAGCUGGUGGCUUUCUUAUCAAGAUACAGGAAUAUGAAUUUUCUGAAGUCUCAUGGAAGGGAUAAUGCAAGGUUCAUAAGAAAACAAGGACUGGACCGGAUUUUCUUCGAAUGUGACACACACAUGUGGCGCUUAGGAGACCGGAAAAUCCCAGAGGGCAUCACUGUAGAUGGCGGCUCGGACUGGUUCCUCCUGAAUAGAAAAUUUGUGGAAUAUGUAAACUACUCAGAAGAUGAAUUGGUGACACAUAUGAAGAGGUUUUAUGCCUACACCCUGUUACCAGCUGAGUCCUUCUUCCAUACGGUUCUGGAGAAUAGUCAUCUCUGUGGUACAAUGGUGGAUAACAAUCUGCGCAUUACCAACUGGAAUCGGAAGCUGGGCUGUAAGUGCCAAUACAAGCACAUAGUGGACUGGUGUGGCUGCUCACCCAAUGACUUCAAGCCCCAAGACUUCCAUCGCUUCCAGCAAACUGCGAGACCAACCUUCUUUGCGCGGAAGUUCGAGGCUGCAGUUAACCAGGAGAUCAUUGGCCAGCUGGACUUCUACCUCUUUGGCAACUACCCAGCUGGCACAACCGCCCUGAAAGCGUACUGGGAAAACACAUAUGACGAGCCAGAUGGCAUCCACAGCAUCAGCGACUCAUAUCUGACCAUGCUUCACUCCUUCACCCGCCUCGGCCUGAAGAGAGCAGAAUCUUCCUGGCAUUCGAAUGAUGAAAAUAAGUGCAGAUAUUAUGGCAUGGGUCACCCCAUCUCCGUUCACCUCUACUUCUAUGCUGACCGGUUCCAAGGCUAUUUGCUGAAGCACCAUGCAACCAACCUAGCUACCAGCAAAUUGGAAACACUGGAGACUUGGGUGAUGCCGAGGAAAAUGUUUAAAUUUUCAAAUCCCUCGAGUGAGUUUGCACGUCUGCAGUUUGCUGAGGUUGGCACAGAGUGGGAUGCUAAGGAAAGAAUUUUCCGCAACUACGGAGGGCUCAUUGGACCCAUGGAUGAGCCUAUUGGCAUGCAGAAAUGGGGCAAAGGCCCCAACACUACAGUCACUGUGGUCUGGAUUGAUCCGAUUAAUGUUAUUGCAGCAACCUAUGAUAUUCAGGUUGAUUCAGGUGCCGAGUUCACUCAUUACAAGCCUCCGUUGAACUUGCCUCUGCGGCCAGGCCUUUGGACGGUUAAAAUUCUUCACCACUGGGCACCCAUGGCCGAAAGCAAGUUUCUGGUUACGCCUCUGACAUUCUCGAACAGGCAGCCAAUUAGAAAAGAGGAAGCUGUUAAGCUACAUAAUGGGCCGCCGAGGAAUGCCUACAUGGAACAGAGCUUUCAGGGCCUGAAUAACGCCCUGAAUGUUCACAUUACUCCUGGCCAAGUGGAACAGGCGAAGCGCAAUGCAGCUCUCACAGGCUCUCAGCUGGAGAACUGGGUGGAUCCCAUGGUGAACAGCCUGUGGUCAGCCGUGGACAUUUGCACCAUCGGUCCCACCUCUUGCCCGGUGAUGCAGACCUGCAGUCAAACAACCUGGAGCUCCCACAGUCCGGACCCCAAAUCCGAACUGGGGCCCAUCAAAGCCAAUGGCCGUCUGAGGUAGCACCCAAUGCAGCCCCAAGUCAUCGCAAAAACACGACUUGCCUGAUAGUGGGAUCAUUUUCUGCAGUUGGGUCUCUCCCUUAGUUCUUAGCAACAGUUCCAGGAUGUCUUCAUAAAACCGUGGCAAAGCUAGAGCAGUGCAUUUAAAGCUGAAGACCGUGAUGUUCAGAGAAGGAGUCUGUGUUAGCUGUGCUGGCACUAUGAAAGAAGUGAUUGUAUUAUGUACGAAAGAAAUAGAAGGAAAUUUUCGCACUCUAUUUAUUUAAACAUUUUAGUCAGUGACUAAUGAGUAGAUGCUGCUUUUGCAGCUUGAUAUCUAUAUCCUACUAAUAAGCUGCCUUUAUUGACAAAGGCCUGUGCCCUGACUUCCCACUUUCUUUAUCUGUACCUGACCUAAAAAACCGUAGCGGUCUUAAUGCUUCAGUCAACAGGACUAUUUAUAAUUGUUGCACCUACUGUAAAAGUGAGAGCUAACUGGGCUAUAACACUCUCUGCUGAAACAGGGCUUUCAGUACUGACUAUUCCAAGUGUGUUAUAGAUAAUCUGAACAUUAUACUACAGCCAGGACUAGGAACCAGAUUCAGAAAUCAAUGCUUAAAACUCUCCUAUGUUAGCAACCCCAAAAAAUAAUUCACUGAAUUCACUAAUGUUCAGGGUUUUCAGGACCGUCAUGCCAGUAACAUACUAACAAUUCUUAAAAUUAUUUACAUCGUACAUUCCUUAUAAAGUUGUCGUUUUUAAGUUUACAUGUUUGUAACAAAUUUUGCAGAACAAAACGCUGACAUUCUACUUCCACUGAAUCAGCUAAUUGAGCUCGGCACCGGAAAUCUGUUUUCUUUUCCUAAUGCAAAGCUUUAGGGUGAAGGUGUGAAGUCUGUCCUGAACUGCAGAGGCAGUGGGCUGUGCACAGUGCCCCACUUUCCUUCGGAGGAGCAUAUCGCAACUGUAAAGUGCAAGGUCAGCGGCAGCUGCUGAGCCAAAAUUAACCUAGAACUCAACUCUGUACUCAGUAAAUGAGUGUUUUGCUGAACUGUUAUUUUUAUAUUACCAUUAGGGCUUAAUUAUAUUUUUUAAUUUCAUACAAACUAAGUUCGCAAAAUUGAGGUUCUUUGAAAUCCUCGACUGGAUUUUCUAAGUAUUCUGAAAAUCCCAGUCUUUAGAAUACUUUAAUAAAUAUUUAAAUUCAGCAAACUACAUUACUCUCUGCGUGACUGUUCCAGAGAUAGGCAAGUUCACAUCAUAUCUUUCUUUCUCCAUUUUAGUAGAACGAAUAAGCUUACUGGAAACUUAUGAAAUAAACCCCAUUCCUACAUUUACUUGGCUUACUGUCAAAUUUUUUGUUAAUUAAGUAUGAGCAAAAUAAUUAAACUUAAACAUUAAAUAGGUUGAGAGUCACGAUUUUCUAUAAGCUUCACUUCUCCCAAACUAGUUUUUUUUCAAUUUUUCAGCACUCUCCACUCAAAAUUUGUUGCAUACACAAUACAAGCAGCACGUAAAGAACUGAGAUUUAACCAUGGAGAUCCAGUUCCUUAAGACAUCAGCUGUUGUUAAUGUGUAGGGAUGGCAAAGGGUUUAGACUUGUUUUGAAUCUCACACUACCACAUUAACAGCAGCCUUACAACAAAGUUAACGUGAAGAAUUGAAAAAGGUUGCAAACGCACAGCAGGUCAGUGCGAGAAAGCAGACGGUUCUGAAUUGGCGUUUUUUCGCAGGGUGCCAAUUUAAAUCCAUUUACCACCUUGCUUCUUAUUGCAAGUACAUUUUAGAGGUAGAAAUUCAACUUCCGUUAUCAGCACUGAUGUGAGAAUACCAGCUACUAGCUGUGCUCCCCCUCACACUCCCUGAAAAGCAGCUGUGCACAGGCAAGGGACCUGACAUUUUGAUGGGUUUAACACCAAAGCCAAACUUCUCACCUAAUUAUUCCAGGUUUCCAUCCUUGCCAACGUAAUCAUUAGAUUCCUGAAGUUAGUGGUUCAUUAACGGACUGAGGAGCAGUCUUUCUGUACUAUUCUAUUACAGCACCUGAGGUACAGUACUAGAAAUCAACUGAACUGGUAACCUUGCCAUGAAUGCAAUUAGGAAUCUGAAUCUGAACAGGACUUGCUCAAAUGUUUAAACAGAAGGGUGGUUUUAAUUCUAGUGGAGAGGGUAGAAGCUAGUGAUCAGGAUUGACUUCCUCACUGAUCCCAUUGCAAUCUCAUUUCUUUCACAUUUUAUGGGAUUUCUGGAGCCUGAAAUUCUGAGGAAGUGGGUUUUAAAGAAAACUAGCUUCCUCUCAUUUUCUUGUACUAAUCAAUGUAUCCUAGCCCAGCUGGUAAAUGAUAACUGACUCUGCUUGAGAGGGAUUGAUUUUAUACAGUACUAUCGAUCUAUUUGGAUCUGUAGUAGCAACUCAAGCUGGCAAGGGAAAAAGAAAAUCCACAUGAAAAUGUUAGACAUGGAGAAGGAAUAAUUAAUAAUUUGAUGGCAGAGAAGCUGAAAACAUAACUAAUAUAUAAAGAUAAGCAGGCAAUUUCUUGCAAUGUUUCGCAUGCUGCCCUGUCUCUCUAAGAAUGGAAAUACUUACAAAGUGAGAUUUCUCAGACUGUAAAGGGUUGAAUAGUAGUGAACUUCAUGUGUUCUGCAAAAUUCAUUAUGAAUGCAAAUAACUGACUGUAUUCCCCAAGGCUCUAUCUUCAGCCUUUGAAAUGUAUACAGCAGGUACGCUUUUCCAAUUUGUUCAAUUUAUCCAAACGUACAAGUUAAAAGCAUAAAGUUGACGAGUACAUUUCACAACUGAGUGAACAAAAUCUUCUUAACAGGAGGCAGGGGAGGGAAUUUAUGAAGUAGUCCUCCUGCCAUUCAUUAUCGAGUCUGUGCGUUGUUAAUGUCCAUGAUUUAUUACCAUCAAAUCUUUAGCUCAAUGCCUUCUCCCUUCUGUAAUGAGGGGGCGCUGUCAUGGGUGCUACCUCACACGUGUACGGGAGUUUAUUUUACCGAUUACUAUAGAUACCAGAACUAUCUUCAGAGCUUGUUUCACCUGAGCUGAAUGUAUGAUCUAUGCAAACUGUUCCCGAUCGUGAGAACUCAUCAAAAUUGAAGAUAAUCUUGCCACAUAAACUGCAAGAUGCUGUAUAGAUGUCUCUGAUAACAGAGCAAAUAUUCAGGUGCUGUUCACUGCGCCAUGUUUGUAAAUUGUCACAUAUUUUAUUCAAUGAGUUUUGUUAGUCACGGUUAGGUCAAUUCCUGUCCAAAGACCGCAUUAAAGAUACUCUUAUUAAAUGUCAACAAGUGUGUGGAUGUCAGAUAGUCAGUGCUGGCUCUUCUAAUAAAUUAGUGAUCACACCCUCAUUUUAAAAGAAAGAUGACCAAGUGGAUUUAAAAGAUGAUGGCUAUUUUAUUAAAGAUCCAAAUAUGCAUUAAAAAUCUGUAAAGAAUUAUUUUAUAAACUGAACCUGUAUAUACAACGAUAGAACGACAAAUUCCAAUAUGCAGCACAUUGAAAGAUGUAAAUAUUUUGUUAUUUAUUUAAAGUAAUAAAAUAUUUUAUGAGUUUAAAAGAAUCUUUAAUUUGACCUUUUAAUCAAAGUUCUGAAACCAGUACAAUUUCCUGUAUGUAGAAUUAUAUUCAGCAAAUAAUUGCACUAACUGUUUUGCACCCAAUUGCCCUUCUAUUAGCAGAGAGAAAAAGAAACACAGAAAUUGUGCCUUAGCUGCCUUCCGGUGUGAACAAGUCUGCUUUUGUUUGACAAAGCAAGAGUUUGCAGAUUGUCAACAGUUGUAUUAAAUGCUGUAUCAUACCAAAAAAUUAACUGCUGUUGUAUAUAGAUGCCUUCUGUCAUAUUGUGUUUUUGAUUGCAAAAUUUUAAAAUACAAAAAAA
Mobula hypostoma (lesser devil ray) is the source of this 6570-nucleotide messenger RNA. RefSeq names its product xylosyltransferase I (gene xylt1). Gene Ontology annotation, molecular function: protein xylosyltransferase activity. Lineage: Eukaryota; Metazoa; Chordata; Chondrichthyes; Myliobatiformes; Myliobatidae. Gene Ontology annotation, cellular component: membrane. The coding region runs from base 27 to 2711 and encodes 894 amino acids. Gene Ontology annotation, biological process: heparan sulfate proteoglycan biosynthetic process; chondroitin sulfate proteoglycan biosynthetic process. The record is from RefSeq and is a predicted model, not a curated record. The transcript has 11 exons.